Haliaeetus leucocephalus (bald eagle) is the source of this 2013-nucleotide messenger RNA. RefSeq names its product KIAA1456 ortholog (gene TRMT9B). NCBI's taxonomy places the organism in Eukaryota, Metazoa, Chordata, Aves, Accipitriformes, Accipitridae. The record is from RefSeq and is a predicted model, not a curated record. Gene Ontology annotation, cellular component: nucleus; cytoplasm. The coding region runs from base 1 to 1365 and encodes 454 amino acids. Gene Ontology annotation, biological process: tRNA wobble uridine modification. Gene Ontology annotation, molecular function: S-adenosylmethionine-dependent methyltransferase activity; tRNA binding. The transcript has 3 exons.
AUGGAACAUGAGGCUACCCAGUUAGAAAAGCAGCACGUGCAUAGUGUAUAUGAAAAUACAGCUGCCUACUUUAAUGACCUGCAGAGCAAAGCAUGGCCUCGUGUUCGAAACUUUCUUCUGGAGCAGAAGCCUGGCAGUCUUGUUGCUGAUAUAGGUUGUGGAACUGGAAAGUAUCUCAGUGUCAACAGUCAGGUAUAUAAUCUCGGCUGUGAUUACUGCAGACCAUUGGUAGAGAUUGCCAGGAAGAAAGAGGAUGAAGUUCUGGUAUGUGACAACCUUAACCUUCCCUUUAGGGACCAGUGCUUCAAUGCAGUCAUUUCCAUUGGAGUGAUCCAUCAUUUCUCAACUAAACAAAGAAGAAUCAAAGCAAUAAAGGAAAUGGCAAGGGUAUUGAUACCCGGAGGCCAGAUGAUGAUUUAUGUUUGGGCUAUGGAACAAAAGAAUCGUCGCUUUGAGAAACAAGACGUAUUUGUUCCUUGGAACAAGGCCUUGUGCUCACGGCAUUUUUCAGAAUCGAAUCAAUCUGGAGAUAAGGGUGAGUUCGUGCACGCUGUAAAAACCCAAGACAUACACCCUGCACAGCUAGUCAUCUCCGAUUGCAGCUACCAAACCAAUCUGCAGCCAGAAACUGAUUCAAAACAUUCCCCCAGUAUGGAGCAUUGCUUAUCCAGAGCCUGCUGCGUGAAAAUUUCUGAAGAAGAAAACAGAUUUUACAGUGCUCUGGGAAGAUCUUUCCGCUCAUGGUUUUUCUCCAGAUCCCUUGAUGAAUCAGCCCUGAGAAAGCAAACGGACAAAAUGAAGCCUCUGAAGAACGAAGGAGAAUGGGCUAGCAGUACCGUACCCAUUCAGCAUUCGCGACACUGCAGUUUGGAUUUAGGUCACCAUGGGGCACUGUUGAAAGAACAAAGUUUAGAUGAUGAUGAUGUAUUCAUGGAAAGCCUGCCUCUCAAAAAACCGCAGUGGUCACCAGCCGCAGAUUCACUGAAGGAUUUAAGUUUAAAUGGAGGACACCAAAGUGUAGCUCAGAGCAAGAGUGAAGAAGCUGCAUUUAUAAACGACCCAGUGGAAAACAGGGACUGCAGCUGCGGUUGUAGUAAAGAUGGUGCUGGAAAGUCUAAUGCCAGCAAGUUUUUCAAAAGAACUUCAACAACUGACUCCACUGACUCUGCUCUGGAUUCAGCAGUGUCUGUUGGGGACCAAACUGAUGCCACGUUGGAUACAAAAGCCUUCAUGCGUUAUUAUCAUGUUUUUCGGGAAGGGGAGCUGUGCUCCCUGGUAGAAGAGAACGUGCCUGAGCUUCAGAUACUUUCUUCCUGCUAUGACCAUGGAAACUGGUGCAUUAUUGCAGAGAAAAGAGGAACAUAGCUGUAAAGAGAACAAAGAGGAAUCCAGUGACUGAGGAUUUUAAGCUGCUCCUUGUGUUCCUGUGACUGUGCAGUGUGACAUGGAACUUGAAUCUCAUGUAGUCGUGUGCCAUUCAUUUUUGAGUUAUUAUCUCUCUAUCUAUUUAACUAUCUAAUGCAAGGUCUGUAUAUAGGAAUGUAAGUGGUAAACAAUAUUUAUGUUUUGUUAAACUUUUAUGAAGUUAAAACUGGAGAGUUUUAUAUUGCUUUUAGCAAAUAAUUGUGUUUUUAAAUAUAAUUUUCUAUUGAGAAGUAAAACUUUUUUAUAAGACAAGGAUCAGGGAAUCUUUUAUGAGAAAUAUUCUCUCAGUAGAAAGUUUAGGCUUUGUUCUUCAAACGCUGAAAAUGUGUCAUAUUGCUACCUGUUCUCAAAGUCCUAUAAAUAGAGAUGUAGACACAUUUAAAAACGUACUUGACUGUAUACUGCUAGAGUGCAUGCUGCAGAACUGGAAGCAAGCAUGGUCCCAGUACUACUUAGUUUGAAUAGAGUUGUUAAUGGGCAAAAACUACGUACAAAAAAAGCUCUGCAUAUUCUGUCAUUUGAGGUUUGUGUUUGGGAACAAGUGACAGAACAAAUUUUCAACAGUAUUUUGGACUUUUGUUUUAAAAA